CAUUGAUAGGUGGCACUGACUGGCACUGAUGGGUGACAUUGAAAGGCAGCUCAGAUGGGCACUGAUAUGUGGCAUUGAUGUGCACUGAUAUGUGGCAUUGAUGUGGCACUGAUGGGCACUGGCAUGUGGCACUGAUGAGCACUGACUGCUGGUACUGAUGGACACUGACAGGUGGCACUUCUGGGGCCACACUGAUCAUCAGCGCACAUUGAUCAUCAGUGCCCUGAUGAUCACUGUCAGCGUGACCGCUCGAGAGGAGAGAAAUGCCGAUAACCGGCAUUUCCGUGUUUACAUGUGAUGAGCUGUGAUUGG
Staurois parvus is the source of this 312-nucleotide messenger RNA. The record is from the annotation of a GenBank genome assembly. Lineage: Eukaryota; Metazoa; Chordata; Amphibia; Anura; Ranidae.